AUGGAUGAGAAAAAAGUAAAAUUAUGGUUUAAAUUGUCUAUUUUUAUACAAUUGAUAUUAUUCAUACAAAAAUUAAUUUCUGUGAUUUUAAUUACAGUUUCCUUAUUUGUUUUCUAUUCCUGAAUCACUAUUUUCUCAAGAUGCAAUUACUAAAAUUUCUAUUUCAAAAGCACCUUUGCAAAUGAAGAAAGAUGAUGUAGUUAUUGAAAAUGAUGAUACAGAUCUAUUAUUACAUACUGAUAUGAGCUGGGAAUCUAUAGAAGAUGAAUAUUUGGAACUUGUAUCUGAUGAUUCCACAUCAGCUAUUUCACAUUCAUCUUCUUCUAAUUCCAAUCUUUCAUUUUUAUUGCUUGAUCAAAUACCACUUUUGAUAGAUCAAAAAAAGAUAGAGUGCGUAACUGAAAGUAAUUGGAGUAGUAAUGCUUUAGAUAUUAAUUUAUGGAAGGAUAAUAAAGCACCUGUUGUGAAAUUAAGAAAUCUUAAGGAAAUAAUAUAUGAUGAUUUAGAAUUUUGUGGGUUUUUUACUGACAGACUAAUAGGAGUUGGAAAAUCAUUUUUAACCAAAUCUCUUGAAACUAAUCUUUAUAUAUUAAGUAAAUGUAUUAUGAGAAACAUGUCACUCUCAAAUAUUACAAUGUUAAGUUACCAUCAUUACUUACAAUAUAUUGAUCUUGCAUACAAUUAUAUUUCAAAUUUAUCACCUUUGAGUGAGGUUCCUUAUUUAAUAUACUUAAAUGUAGCACAUAAUAGAAUGAAUAUUAUUUUAAAUUUUUCACCUCCUUGGUACUUGACAUAUGUAAAUUUAUCAUAUAAUUACAUAUCCAAAAUGUGCGACAUUAGUGAUUUCUGGAGUAUUACUCACUUGGAUUUAUCACAUAAUGCAAUUGAAACCAUUACUGGUUUACAAAAUUUGAAAUAUUUGAGAUAUUUAAAUUUAUCAUACAAUUUGAUUGAAUACAUUGAAAAUUUGGAUAGAUUAAACAUUCAAGAAUUAAAUUUAGAGGGUAAUUGUAUACUGUCAUACAAAUCUGCUAUACCUGGUUACGGCAUAAGUACUUUAUCAGAUUUGCGAAAAUUAUAUUUGGGAUAUAAUAAAUUAUCUACUUUAGAAUUUUUUAAGGAUGCAUAUAGUUUACGUGUGAUAGAUUUAAAGUUUAAUAGGAUCAAUGAUUUAUUAGAAUUAUUAAAUCUUACUGGUUUAAUACAAGAAGUAGAUCUUAGAGGCAAUGGUUGUACAAAAUGGCCUAAUUAUAAAGCUGCACUUUUAUUUUCUAUACCAAGUAUACAGAUCAUUGAUGGUGCUACUGUAUCUACUUCAGAAAAGAUUGCUGCUGUUACUUUAUUUGCACCACCAGUAAAUUUAACAGCUGCUCGUACUAUCACAAAACUAACUUUAUUAGAGCAAUUAAGCACUCCCAAAAUUGAUUUUCAUGUAACACCAUAUGAUGAAGUGAGCCCACCUAUGAUAAUACUUACAGGUCCAAGUGCAGUAAAAAAAUUAUCUUUGGCCUUCUAUACUGCCAAAACAUUAUCAAAAAAUGUCAAAUAUUGUCGGUGGUAUAAAACAAAAAAGGCAGAAGAUCAUGAGACUGAAAAUCAAUUUUACAUUUUUGUAAACAGGGAAGAAUUUAAUGAUAUGUCUCGUCGUGGAGAAUUUUUAGCAAUUCAAGAAAAACUAGGAAAUAGUUAUGGAUUUCAUCACAAUCAAAUUACUUCUUUAAAGUCAGAAAAUAAAAUUGGAAUAACACAAAUGGAUUUACAUGCAACCAUUCAAAUGUGUAACCGAUAUUCCAACAGUAAAGCAGUUCUUGUAAUCACAAAAGAUGAAGAAAUUCAUCGUGAAUGGAUACAAGAAAAAUUCUAUGUUUAUAUAUAUACCAAAGAUAAUGAAAAAAAUUUAUUAUCUGAAGAAAGUCCAACAACAAAAAGUGAUAUAAAUUUUAUUAAAGAAAUUUUGAAUAAUGUACGAAUUAUAGAAAAUCUUAAAUUAUUUUCAAAAACUGUAUUUGAUAAAACUACCAAUAUUACAUUAAACAAUGCAACAUUAUUUGAUGAUAUAAUAGAACAAGAUAUAACAGAAACAUCACCUCAUAUUAAAUUUCAAGAACAAGAAAUUGAUUCAUAUUUUGAUGUAUUAGAUGAACAUAAAGAACUACGAGUAAUUUUAGAUGAGCAGGCAAAUGUUAUAGUGGAGGAUAAACAAUUAAAACGUAAAAGAUAUCAAGCAAAACUUCUACAACGUCGUGAUACAUUAAUUCGAAGAAAAGUAGAUUCAACUACAGAAGAACUUAGUGAAUCCGUGUCUAGUGAAGAAAAGUUAACAAAAAAAUUGCCAGAAUCGGAAAAAGAUAUGAAAGACUUCUACGCUGAUUUGAUAUUAAAAUCAAGAAAAAUAUACUUAGAUCAACACAUAAAUAAGCCUGGAUUUUUUUCUUUAGUGCUAUUAUCAGAUGAUUAUUUUAAAGCAUUUAAUAAAUUAAUUAAUUUUAUUUAUGAAUUAUAUACAAAUUAUUCUUUUCAAGAACCUAAAUUUUUAUCUGAACUUAAUCAUUUUGCAAAGAUUGCUAUACCAGCAAUGGUCGAUCCUAUUAUUAAUGAGAUGAAACAAUCAUUAUCAACAUCCAUGUUAGAAAGGAAAACUUUGUUAAAAAUGUAUGGUGUUACUUCAUGGAAAGAUUUAAUGCCUAGUCAAAUAACGGAAGAUUCAGUUAAUAUUGUUGAUUAA
Heterotrigona itama is the source of this 2725-nucleotide messenger RNA. The record is from the annotation of a GenBank genome assembly. Lineage: Eukaryota; Metazoa; Arthropoda; Insecta; Hymenoptera; Apidae.